GUGUAUGUGAGAGCCGUGUGUGUGUGUGAGAGAGCCGUGUGUGUGUAUGUGAGAGAGCGGUGUGUAUGUGAGAGGUGUGUGUGUAUGUGUGUGUGUAUGUGAGAGCCGUGUGUGUGUAUGUGAGAGCCGUGUGUGUGUAUGUGAGAGCCGUGUGUGUAUGUGAGAGCCGUGUGUGUGUAUGUGAGAGAGCCGUGUGUGUAUGUGAGAGAGCGGUGUGUGUGUGUGAGAGAGCCGUGUGUGUGUAUGUGAGAGAGCGGUGUGUGUGUGUAUGUGAGAGCUGUGUGUGUAUGUGUGUGUGUAUGUGAGAGAGCGGCGUGUGUGUGUAUGUGAGAGAGCCGUAUGUGUGAGCCGUGUGUGCCUGGGGGCUCACUCUCUGCUCCUCCGUCUGGCGAAAAGUUGUGAUGCUGCUGCUGCUGCUGGUUUGCUUGCUGCUUUGAGAGGGGACACGCCGACGUUGGAUGUUGGAGGAGGAGUUGCACUCGUGAGCGAAGGGAGGAAUCUCUCUUUCGAUCGGUCUCUCGUCUCGUACAGCUGACUGUGAGGGGACAAAACGAACUCGUUGAAGGAUCCUCAACUGCCCCGAGUUUCGCUUCAGUGACCACUCUAGCAACGGGCGGACAUCGACCACGAUGGCUGGUGGAUCUUCUUAGCACAGCAGCGAAACCAUCAUCAUCAGCAGCGGCAGCGAAAUUAUCAGCAUCAUCAGCAGCAGUAGCAGCGGCUGCUAAAGAAGACAUCAAAAGAGAAGACGCUCCAUCAUCACCCGCUUGCAUUGCGGUCCACGUAUACUUUGAACUUUUAUAAUUUUGGCCGACAGUUAAACGAACACUACAAAGGCUGGCACGUUAGACCCAUCGGCGGCGGCGGUGGUGGUGGUGCUGACGGUGGUUUGGAGAACGUAGUUCCCCCCCCCCACCACGCGCCCCCCAUGCAUUUGCCGCGGCGCGCACGGACGACGCGAAAGGCGGACUGGAUCGCGCUCCCUGGACAUGGACCUUCGCAGGCAGAAUGUUGAACUCUGUAGCUGUCAGCUGUUGCUGCUGCUGCUCUUGCUGCUGCCACGACCAGUGCUGCCGGCGUCGUCGCCGCUGCUGCUGCUCUGACCGCGAGUGAAUCGAGUGAUCGAGCAGAUCGGAAGGGGGCGGCGGUAAGAGGAGAAUCAGCGUCGGAAGCAUCGUCAGCUCACGUCCCCUCCGAUAAUGGGACUUUGGGCGGGCGCUCUCACAUGGAUUGCAUUCACCACAGCUGGGAUGGCGGUGUCGGCUCGCUAUGCUAAGUAUUCCUACACGUCUCAAGCUGAUUUCCUGCGGAAUGUGGAUCACUACGAAACGACGAUACCGCAGAGGGUCGACCACAACGGAGCGCCGGUCCCUCCGCCCGAGAGGAACGACGGCCGGGCCCGGCCCAGGAGGAGCGUGGACGGGCUGCGGACAGGCGACGGGCACGGCGACGCGGCGCAGGUCUACUACCGGCUCGCCGCCUACGGGCGUCAGCUCCACCUCAACCUGAGCCUGAACGCGGCGCUCGUGUCGCGGGCCUUCUCCGUCGAGUACUGGGGCCGCCGCGGCCUCGACUGGCGCCACAACUACGUCUCCGACUGCCACUACACGGGCCACCUGCAGGGCCGCCAGGGCACCACCCGCGUCGCACUCAGCAACUGCAACGGCCUGCACGGGGUGAUCGUGGCGGACGGAGAGGAGUUCUUUAUCGAACCGCUGCGGAACGCCACCUCCAGCUCGCCGUCGUCGCCGUCGUCGCGGCGAGCGCGGCGCGGGCGGCACGAUGGGCCGCACCUCGUCUUCAAGCGCUCGGCCGUGCGGCUGCACCGCAAGCACGGGGAGGAGGAGGCGGCGUGCGGCGUAGGGGCGAAGUCCUGGACGGGAGGCAGCGGCCGGCGGAAAGGGGCCAAAGCGCCGGCACGGCAGCGCGGGGCGUGGUGGUGGCGGCCGCCGCUGGCGGCGUCGUCGGCGGCCCAGCGCGGGCGCCGCUCGGUGAGCGUGGAGCGCACCGUGGAGACGCUGGUGGUGGCCGACAAGCUCAUGGUGGGCUUCCACGGGCGCCGGGACAUUGAGGACUACCUGCUCACCAUCAUGAACAUCGUCGCCAAACUCUUCCACGAUUCCAGCCUUGGCAAUGCCGUGAGCAUCAUGGUCACUCGGCUGAUCCUCCUCACGGAAGAGCAGCCCGGGCAAGCGUUUUACGGAACCCGUUUCCUACGCCGGUGCAGGCCGGGCGCCCGUCGGUGGCACGCCCCUCCGCUCGGGUCGCUGUCGCCCCGUGGGGUGGCCGCUCCGUAA
Messenger RNA from Lethenteron reissneri (Far Eastern brook lamprey), 2297 nucleotides. RefSeq names its product A disintegrin and metalloproteinase with thrombospondin motifs 6-like. Lineage: Eukaryota; Metazoa; Chordata; Hyperoartia; Petromyzontiformes; Petromyzontidae. The record is from RefSeq and is a predicted model, not a curated record. Gene Ontology annotation, molecular function: metallopeptidase activity.